AUGCUUGUGACAACGACGGCCAUUUAUGGGGAAGAGUUGGAUCGCAUAAAGAAGGAUCUUCACCAGCAAGGAGUGACCUAUGUUGCAGAGCUGACCACCUCAACCAAUGUGCUCAUCGCCGGGAGGAGCGAGGGGGGCAAAUGUCGAGUGGCCAGAGAAAGGGGAAUUCCUUGCGUCACGCCAGCCUGGGUCCGGCUGGGGCGUUGUUUUAUAAGCAGAAUAGGGGAGUUUGAGAUGGGGCGAUCCCUACUCGGACUGGAAGUAUGCAGCACUUCACUAUCUAUCGAUGAAGUUGGAUUUGUGCGCCGAGCGUGUGAGACCCAUCGGGCAAAAUACAAUGCGUUUUUGACCCGAAGGUGUGCAGUGUUGGUGGUGCCAAAUGGCAAAUUCGUUGAGGAUCAAAGUGAGAAGCUUCAUUUUGCAAGGGAAAAUCGUAUUGAUUUCUUGCCGUACGAUAAAUUCAUGAAACGGUAUUGCUUCGCCACUGAAUUACAGCGAAACCUGGCGCCUGUCUCACGUCAACAACCUUUAGGGAAUGGCAUACAGGGAUUGGUGGUUUAUUGCACUCCCGAAAGUCUUAUGACAGAGACAAUUAGUUCUCUUUUUGAGAAAGUUGGUGUGCAGCGUGUACCAGUGCUAACACCUCUCACAACACAUGUGUUGGUGUUGGAGCCGACGAAUGAAGUUUUUCCCCAACGCCCUAAUUUAGAGUUUGUGUCGGUUGCAUGGUUGGAGGAAUGCGCCAAACAGCAAAAGCAAGUGGCUGUGGAAUCAUAUCGAGUAUCCGUUUUUCAGCUGCCAGUCAUUACGUUUACAGGUGUUCCGCGGGAAGAAAGGAUGGCCAUCCUUUCCUGUUUAGAGGAAAGGGGGUUGUCUUGUUUGAUGCAGGAGGACUUUGUGCUUGGCAGGAUGGCCGAUGAUUCUAGUGGUCAACGCAACACCACCCAUCUUGUGACAGGGCGAUCCGCACUGCUCCAGUCGUCCAAGGUUGCCGCACUCAGUUGUCGGGUCUACAAGUUGCGGCGGAAGGAAUGUUUUCUGGUGGAUGUGGAGUGGCUGCGUCGCUCGCUGGAGGUUGGAAGUUGGGUUGAGUUGACACAAUUCUCUUUGGAAGUACCACCCAUCUCCGCAUUUGGAUGGGCGACGAAAAGGACGCGCAAAACCCUUGCUGCCGCAACCGCCCCUGACAUCAACAAUCACAUGGCCGAGGAUUAUGAUAAUAAGAGGGGACUGUCAUCGCCGUGUUUCUUAGCCAGAGAAAAAGGGGAUGAAAUGCUGCCUUCGCGAUCUCUUGAAUUGCUCAUUGAGGAGUUGGAGUCGAAAACCAGCGGCCGAGGCAGCGCAUCAACAACGCCAAUUAUUGCGGUCUCACAGUCCGUGUGGCCAGAAAAAAUCCGUCUUUC
This is a messenger RNA of Trypanosoma cruzi, 1403 nucleotides long. RefSeq lists its product as uncharacterized. Lineage: Eukaryota; Euglenozoa; Kinetoplastea; Trypanosomatida; Trypanosomatidae. The transcript has a single exon. Gene Ontology annotation, biological process: DNA replication initiation; mitotic G2 DNA damage checkpoint signaling; mitotic DNA replication checkpoint signaling. The record is from RefSeq and is a predicted model, not a curated record. The annotation marks the transcript as partial.